CGUCUUCAGCGACUUCGGAAAAGGCAGUCUUACGGAACUAAUUUACCAAAGCUAUAAAUAAACAAUAAUGUUCUUAAUCUAUGAAUAAAGUUUUUAAAAAUCUAUCGGUGCAGUGGACAAUAAGAAAAGUAAAAGUCUAUAAAUUUUAUUAAAGUAAAUAAAAGAUAACAAAAAAAGCCAAUCCUGAAAUUUGAACGCGCGCCAAAUAGUCCUCAAAGUUGGCAGCCCUUUGGCGCAGUGUUGUAUGUCGCGGCCAUUUUGAAAGUGACAGCUCCUUUUACCGUUUCUUUUGCAUCCUCUUUCUUUCCGCGCCCAACGCUUCGCGAAGUCGCACGCUUUUUGAGAUCUAGCUUGAUUUAAUUGCCCCGAAAUGGCCGAGGAAGUGGUGGAUGUCAGCAGCCAGGAGGCGGGCCAGGUGAUGCCGCAGGAGGAGGAGGGCUGGGCCGAAGAUGUUGUGGCCACAAUGCCGACCCAGGAGGUCACCGAGUGGCCGGAAAUCAAGCUUUUCGGGCGCUGGGCCUGCGACGACAUCUCCAUCAGCGACAUCUCGCUGCAGGACUACAUUGCCGUGAAGGAGAAGUUCGCCCGCUACCUGCCGCACUCCGCCGGACGCUAUGCGGCCAAGAGAUUCCGCAAGGCCCAGUGCCCCAUCGUGGAGCGCCUCACUUGCGGCCUGAUGAUGAAGGGGCGCAGCAACGGCAAGAAGCUCCUCGCCUGCCGCAUCGUCAAGCACGCCUUCGAGAUUAUCCAUCUGCUAACCUCGGAGAAUCCGCUCCAGGUCACCGUCAACGCCAUCGUCAAUUCCGGUCCGCGCGAGGACUCCACGCGCAUCGGACGCGCCGGCACUGUGCGCCGCCAGGCAGUCGAUGUGUCGCCCUUGCGUCGCGUCAACCAGGCAAUUUGGCUAAUCUGCACUGGAGCACGUGAGGCUGCCUUCCGCAACAUCAAGACGGUGGCCGAGUGUCUGGCCGAUGAGCUGAUCAACGCUGCCAAGGGAUCCUCCAACUCCUACGCCAUCAAGAAGAAGGACGAGUUGGAGCGCGUGGCCAAGUCGAAUCGUUAAGCUGCGGAUUUUCCACAUUUCCAUGAAUUGAUGCCGACCUACAUAAGUUGCUAUGUAAUCAUUUCAUCUUCUAACUAAAUACACAAAUGUAUUUUA
Messenger RNA from Drosophila sechellia, 1159 nucleotides. It is a transcript of the gene RpS5b, whose product is annotated as Ribosomal protein S5b. Gene Ontology annotation, biological process: translation. NCBI's taxonomy places the organism in Eukaryota, Metazoa, Arthropoda, Insecta, Diptera, Drosophilidae. The transcript has 2 exons. The coding region runs from base 371 to 1063 and encodes 230 amino acids. The record is from RefSeq and is a predicted model, not a curated record. Gene Ontology annotation, molecular function: RNA binding; structural constituent of ribosome. Gene Ontology annotation, cellular component: small ribosomal subunit.